GCGGUAUUUUGUUUCAUGCACUCUAAACCACUAUGCUCUAAACUAGCCUCAUUUAUCUAUACCUUAUGGAUCAUAAUGCACUUGCAGUUGCAUUAUGAACAUGUUUUCCCACCGAACUAUGCUAGAACAAUGCUAACAUAUUGACCAUUCCCUGUUGAGACCCAUCAAUGAAUUACUUAAGUAAUUUAUAUUCAGUUAUUCAUAUUUACAUUCUGCCCCAGAUAAUAUGUAAACAGGGCACAAAGGAGAUCUAAAGGAAUUAAGAAAAUAAGUAAACAGGGUUAAUGAUGAGAUAUGGAUAUUUCUUAAAAUGAGGCAGUUUAACUUAAUUAGAUCUGAGAAGAGUAUACUUUCUACCGAUUUGUCAUGCUGUUGCUACUUCCAAUUUUUUGAACAGGUGAGGUAUAAACGGUGGCUGUGGUGGACUAGAUUUGGUAUGGCCGUUGGUGCGUUGCAGCUGGUUGGCGCAAUGUAUCUCAUGUUUGUCAUUGUGAGAGAUCUUCCUAACGGAAGAAGAUCCACUUCCUGUUUCUUUGGACAGGAUGAUGCUGGCCAGGUGUCCGGGCGAGCACUAAUUGCUCUGUUUCUUAUCCUAUCCUGGGUUGUGGUCAUCGUUCAGUGCUGCACGGGUUCUGAUGUAUUGAGAUGGCGAUCAUUCUAUGCGACACAUGAUAUGGCAUGGAAAGCUCACUACAGGGAAGUGUUUGAUCAUGGAAUCCGUGAGGCUUUGUGCUGCCUAGGACGUGCAAAAUAUCUAACCGUAUUGGAAGAAGAUGAGGUCUAUUCUGUGGCAAGACUUCUGGGUGAUUUGGUUGCAUAUCGUGCUUCUGGGACUGGUCAUUUGGAACUGUUAGCAGGUUGCCUCUUUGUUUCAAUCGUUUCAUAUCAACUAUAUGUUUGGUGGCCUGUCUGGAUGUUCUUAUCACUUAUACUUUCACCUAACCCGCAUUAAUCUUCUGAAACUUUGCUAUGCGCCUGCCCAAAGAUGUGCAUAGCUAUUUUAGUGCUUUGUAUACAAUAAAGAAUGAAUAAACUCUACUGGGUACCACACCAUACUCCAACUUAUACUUCGUAUUUAUUAUGCAAACUGUCCAGUGACUUCCACCUGAGAAACACGACUCCUGUAGAAAACUAAUAACUUAAAUAUUUCUAUUUGCUAUCCUUUGACACAGAAAACCUGAGGGGAAAUGUUUCUUAUACUCAGCUAAUAAAAAUGUAAGACUGGAACUGUUGUAUUUCAGACGCUGGUGGGUUACUUACCACUUCAUUUGCCAAACCAUCAAAAAGAAAUAGACUAAAUGACUUGACUGUCCAUAAGCUUUGAUGCACAUCUAAUGUGGCACACAUAAUUGUAAGGGUACAUUGCUCCUAUGUGUAUUUUUGGUAAUUAAUGACAAUCCGUAUGAAAUAAUGUUUUUAUUUAGUUUAUAUGAAGGGGUAUUCCAUAGAUAAUCCUUGUAGUCCAUGUAUUGGAUUCAAGUCUAGAUGACAUGAAGCUAAUGAUAUACCUUGAGUAUUGGCAUCAAGAGUCAAGACCAUCUAAUUAAAAAUAAGAAUGUAACAUGAUUAAGAAGAAUAAAUAAAGAGCAUGAAGAUAUACAAGUUUGACCAAGACUAAGAGAAAAGAUUGGAUACAAGUUGGUAAUUAACACAUGAAGCAUAAAGAAUGUACCACAUGGGAUCUUUUGGUAUGGUAAGCUUGUCAAAUAUGCUUCAUGAACUAACCCAUCACAUAUGUGUAUUUUUUGUUUUCUGUAUGGGUUAUGUAUCUUACAUUGCGCAUGCAUCAAAAGCAAGAUCUUAUAUAGCCCAUGAGAGGAUGACAUCAAGUGGUGAUCGAUCGUCAUCAAGGUUUAGAAGGGCAAGUUUAAGAUGAGCAUAUCGAGAAUAUCAUGCUAUCCAUUUGGUGAUAAUGGACUUGUUAAGAUGUGCAUUAAUGAAGCUAUCCCAUAGUGGUGCAUGGGAGAGAUAAUUGCGAGUCUUCAUGUAGCAACAAUGAUUAAGUUGUGCAU
Lolium rigidum is the source of this 2012-nucleotide messenger RNA. RefSeq lists its product as uncharacterized. NCBI's taxonomy places the organism in Eukaryota, Viridiplantae, Streptophyta, Magnoliopsida, Poales, Poaceae. The coding region runs from base 311 to 952 and encodes 213 amino acids. The transcript has 4 exons. The record is from RefSeq and is a predicted model, not a curated record.